Nerophis ophidion (straightnose pipefish) is the source of this 2307-nucleotide messenger RNA. RefSeq names its product oocyte zinc finger protein XlCOF7.1-like. The transcript is spliced from 3 exons. Bases 286 to 1536 code for a protein of 416 amino acids. NCBI's taxonomy places the organism in Eukaryota, Metazoa, Chordata, Actinopteri, Syngnathiformes, Syngnathidae. Gene Ontology annotation, molecular function: RNA polymerase II cis-regulatory region sequence-specific DNA binding; DNA-binding transcription factor activity, RNA polymerase II-specific. Gene Ontology annotation, biological process: regulation of transcription by RNA polymerase II. Gene Ontology annotation, cellular component: nucleus. The record is from RefSeq and is a predicted model, not a curated record.
UGACGGUGAAGACGUUAUUGCAUUCGUCACAGUUCAGUGUUCUUAAUCUGUGCCUCCAUGUACACAUAUAUGUCCUUUAUUACACUCUAGUAAAUAGAGUAAACAUCGUUAAUAACUGUUUGCAUCCGGUUAUAUUAGUCUGAGCGCACUUUGAUGCUUCUCGAGCUAGCUUAGCUUGCUAGAUAGCUUAGCUUGUUAGCUGCUAACAAAGAGAGGCAGAAGUCAUCAAAACACAUCACUAAGUAGAGAUCAAGUGUGAGUGUAAAGUGUUGUGAUUGUGUGAAAAUGUGCCAAAGAACCACAGCAGAGUACGAGGAGGAACUUUGUCCAACAAAAGAGGAGAAGGAGCGACAACAUGAAAAACAUCAAGUUGUGUUACACAGAACAGACAUCCAUCAGCUGAUUGAACACCAAGAAGAAUGUCUCCCUCAUCUGCAGGGGGACAGUUUCACUGUAAAGUAUCCACAGCCCUCACAUUUUAAAGGGGACAAGAAGGAUGCACAGCCCUCUUAUUUUAAAGAGGAAGAGGAGGGAGAGUGUCCUGUAGGGCAGGAGGAGGCUGAUGUCAGCAAGUUUCCACUGACUGUUGUCUCUGUGAAGACUGAAGAGCAUGAAGACAAACCACCUGAGUCCUCACAGCUUCAUCACAGUCCAAACGUCUGUGAAGAACAUUUUCUCCCUGAGCAACAGAAGUGGAGCUUCAGGAUGCGGAUUGAGGAGCUACAGCCCUCCCACAUUAAGAAGGAAGAGGAAUACCCACUGAUCCCGCAUUUUAAAAUGGAAGAAGAGGACCCACAGACACCCCAUUUUAAAGACGAAAAGGAGGACCCACUGACACUCUAUUUGAAAGAGGAAGCAGUGGAUCCACUGACACCCCAUUUUAAAGAGGAAGAAGAGGACCCACUGACACCCAAUUUUAAAGAGAAAGCGGUGGAUCCACUGACCCCUCACAUUAAGGAGGAAGAGGAGGACCCACUAACCCCUCACAUUAAAGAGGAAGAGGAGGAACUCAGCAUUGGUCAGGAGGGAGAGCAUCUUGAAGGACUGGAGGAGGUUGAUGUCACCAAGAUGCCAGUGACUGGUGUCCCUGUGAAGAGUGAAGAUGAUGAGGUGAAAGGUGAAAGUGAGGAGAGGGGAGGGGGGGAGCCUCCAAGCAGCAGCUCAACACAACACAUGACAACAGAAGCUGAUGGAGACCACUGUGGAGGAUCACAAGCAGACAAGCUCUUAGCUCCACUAUCAGAUAGUGAGGACACAACGUCACACUCUCCUCACACUGAUGAUGAAGACUCUAAAGAUGAUAAGACAUGUCACACUGACAACACUCACUUCACAUCUUCUCACUCUCACAAAACUUUUAAAUACCAUUGUAGUCUGAAAAGACACAUGAGAACACACACUGGAGGAAAACCUUUUUCCUGCUCAGAAUGUGGUAAAAGUUUUGCAACAAAUGGAAAUUUUAAAUUACACAUGAGAACACACACUGGAGGGAAACCUUUUUCAUGUUCAAUCUGUAGAUUGCGGAGCUCCUGCUAAAGAUGAAACAUUUGGCAGAAAUACCGGACAAUUCCACAGACUUUAUGGCUGGCUCACAUCGUGGUCACUCCGUGAUCACGUACGACCGCCAGACACUUCUGGAUGUGGACAUAUCGGGCCGUUUUGGACUGAUAGACGCGUGCGUGCUAAACAUGCUAACUAGCAUGGGAAUACGUCGGCGGCUACAUCCAGCGGCCUGUGAAGCAGGGGAGUCUAGUAGCAGCGGGGGCCGUCUACGGAACAGACGCCAGCGGUGUGAUCGGAAACGCGGAUGUCGAGCGGGGCUAAAAACAAAGCAGAAGGCUAAUCCCCACAGAACACCACUGUCCUCCAUCCUGAAGACGGAUUUAGAUGGAAAAUGCGAGACUACUGGUCUGGGUAAGGAGUCAGUUAAAUUAGAACACGUUUUUUCUGCUUUGAGUGUUUCAGAGUUGGACAUGUGUGUUACUGAGGUGGCUAACUAUGAUGCGUGCAGUUUAUCAAAGCAACAAACAAACAAUCGGAAAAUCCCCGUUACUGAGGUGGCUAACUAUGAUGCGUGCAGUUUAUCAAAGCAACAAACAAACAAUCGGAAAAUCCCCGUUACUGAGGUGGCUAACCAUGAUGCGUGCAGUUUAUCAAAGCAACAAACAAACAAUCGGAAAAUUCCUGUCGUAUCAAUUCCUAGAUAUGGUCGUAACUAUACUAAAUGCACUGGGCAUAAUAAACACAACAUUAUUAAUAUUGCUACUACGGAUAAUUUGAUCAAAAACUCCCUAAAACAGCCCACUA